Molecule: messenger RNA, 2286 nt
Organism: Brettanomyces bruxellensis
Lineage: Eukaryota; Fungi; Ascomycota; Pichiomycetes; Pichiales; Pichiaceae
Exons: 1
Coding region: 1-2286 (761 amino acids)
Biological process (GO): regulation of DNA-templated transcription
Cellular component (GO): nucleus
Molecular function (GO): zinc ion binding; DNA-binding transcription factor activity, RNA polymerase II-specific; transcription cis-regulatory region binding
Source: RefSeq, a predicted model, not a curated record
AUGAAACAGAGUGAUUUGAACACAGCAUGCCAAAAAUUAGUCCCUCUAUUACCAAAUACUCAGCGCAUGGAAAACAAUAGAGGCCAGAAAAUUGGCAAGCCAAAAAAAGGUCGUGGGCCAGGAAGAUCAAAAAUCAGAGGAUACUAUGCCGCGAAGCAGCCGAGGGUCACGACAAGGAUUGUGAACAAAAACCCACCCACAUUUGUUGAUCAGGCUAAACCACGGCAUUUGAGAAGUUGUGCAAGAUGUAGAAAGCACAAAACAAAGUGUGACUAUGUCGAUACAGUCCCAAAUCCCUGCUCAUCAUGUGCUCAGCGAGGUGUCACAUGUGAGCUAGAAAUAGUUAUUCCAAUAAAACGGUCCAACAUCAUCAAAAAUAUAUCGGAUGAUAUUAAUGGGUUAAAAGAUAUGGUCGAUUCUUUGUUGGCACGUGAUGCGUAUUUAAGAGACAUGUGCCAGCGAUCUAAUAUAGCUGUUUCUGGGCUUGUCGAUCUGAAGUGCAAGGCUGAUCGAAACAUCUACAAUAAGGAUACAACAUUAUUUGGGAAGAAAGGUAAUGUCACGAAGGAAAUCUUGACACCCCCGGACUCAGUUAAGUCAUUCCGAAUGUCAGAUAGUUGUUCUUGCUCAAAUGAUAUGGGGAUCAAUAGUUAUUCUGUGGGGAGAACCAACUCGAUGGAAUCUACAAUAAGAGGCCAGGUGACCCCUCCGAGUGAUAACGAAUAUAAGUCACUGGUAAACAAAUCAGAGAAAUGCCAAAUAAAAGGUGUUUGUUCGUACGGAAUGCUUGAAAUUGAACGCUUCUUCUACAUUUUUAAUGAGAAAUUACUCCCCCGUAUCCCGAUCAUGCCCGCAAUAACUUCGGCAAAAACACUUUACAGCAACAAUAAGCUGUUGUUUUGGUCCAUCAUAUAUGUGGUAUCAGGGGAUAAAAAAAUUGAGCAUGAUUACCUAAGGGGGGAAUUGGCACGGUGGUGCUGGCUUCACACACCCCGUGACUUAUCAAUUAUCCAAUCCAUAAUAAUAAUGUCUGCUUUUCCAAUCAAGCGGAUUGAACAAGUGAAAUCCUCAUAUGAAUUUGAUACAUACAUCUUUCAGCAACUUGAACUUGCGAAAGAUCUAUCUGUGCAGAUAGGUCUCGGAAAAAGUGUAAUAUUUUCUAAGGAGUUUUCCAGAAGUAUAGAAAAUAGAGAAAUUAAGGAUAAGUAUAUAUACAAUACAUGGUGCAUGCUAUAUAUUCUGGGAACAAUAUAUGGUUUCAAGUUGGGGUUAGAAUGGGAUUUCAGAAGAGAUUAUAUUAUCGAAAAUAUGCGGAAAACCAAUUCAUACGUGGGAAGACUUUUAAAUAUCGUGAUUCUCCACUCUGAAAUUAUAGGAAUUAUCGCCUUUAAUUACGAGGCGCCUUCCGAAUAUCAUGAAAAUACAACAUACUUAGAGAGAAAGUUGGAUAAUUGGAGCGAAAUGCUUCAAAGAUACAAAUCUCAAGAAACGGAUAUCAAUAUUCUAGUGAUGCUCUCAGUAGUUGAACUAACAUUACGGCUAUGUGACAAUGGAGCUAGUGUGCAGGAAAAGAUUGAGCAAAAUAAACGCAGCAUUGAGCUAUGUAACGACACAUAUAACCUAAUUUCGGUCAUUAACAUUGCUACGGCUCCAAUAUUUGUGAAAAUGGCAUUAGAGUUUGUGAGUGUUGUCUUGAUUAAACUUUCACUUUCUCCUUACAAUUUGCAGGAGCUCAAUACAGAGUUUUUAGGCUUUGUUUUCCAGAAGCUUGCCGGCCUAAGUGAGUACGCUGAUACUAGGCAAAUACUAGAUCUUCUUAUGGAGAUCCAAUCAAGCUUUACGAUGGACGAUACUGCACUCUUGAUGAGUGAUUUUUCUUGGUUUCAGGUUCAAUUACUGCAAGGGUUGAUGUUUGAUUUGAAAAACACUGUUGAUUUAUUUAGAACAUGCCGUGGAAACAGACAGGAAUUGUCUAGACUUUUUGAUAACAGCAUUCUGGACAAAAAUGUCUUUCGAAGAAACGCAGAAAAUUUUAUUCGUAACGUUGAUCUCAUAGGCCCAUAUUCAGAUGCAUUAUUUAAUGCUACGCCCUUACCUGUGGAUGAAAGUGAUAAUUCCUAUGCUUACGAAAAAAGAGGCCGCACUCUUCAAGGUGAUGGUGAAUACGCACUAAUCAAUAUCAAUUCUUAUGAUUCCGAUCGGAAGUUAACUUCGCUAGACUGCCAUUAUAAUGAAGAUUAUCAGUCUAAUUUUCCUUUCAUGUUUAACGAGAUGAAAAUCACUUAG